GAUCUCUCCUCCAUUGUCUCUCCAACCCCAAGUUCCUCUUCCCUCCUCUUCUUCAAACCAAAAAAACGCCAGACAAAAUGGCCACCAAGGAGCCCGUCCUCACCAAGAACGCGCCCCCGCCGCUGCCGGGCAUCUACAGCCAGGCCAUCAAGGCCAACGGCAUGGUCUUCGUCUCCGGCGCCGUCCCCAUGGACGCCGAGACGGGCAAGCUCAUUGACGGCGACAUCCAGGCCCACACGCACCAGUGCAUCAAGAACCUCAAGGCCAUCCUCGAGGCCGCCGGCACCACCCUCGACAAGGUCGUCAAGGUCAACGUCUGGCUCGCCAACAUGGACGACUUUGCCAAGAUGAACGAGGUCUACUCGACCUACUGGGGCGACGUCAAGCCCUGCCGGACGUGCGUUGCCGUCAAGACGCUGCCGCUCAACACCGACGUCGAGAUUGAGUGCACGGCUGUCUUGUAAGCGCAGGGAUCAAGGAAAUAAAAAGGGGUGGGGGCCGAUAAAAGACCAACAAAAUAAAUAAAAUACAUUGAAC
Molecule: messenger RNA, 537 nt
Organism: Purpureocillium takamizusanense
Lineage: Eukaryota; Fungi; Ascomycota; Sordariomycetes; Hypocreales; Ophiocordycipitaceae
Exons: 3
Coding region: 78-464 (128 amino acids)
Cellular component (GO): mitochondrion; cytosol
Molecular function (GO): deaminase activity
Source: RefSeq, a predicted model, not a curated record